Messenger RNA from Urocitellus parryii (Arctic ground squirrel), 773 nucleotides. Lineage: Eukaryota; Metazoa; Chordata; Mammalia; Rodentia; Sciuridae. The record is from RefSeq and is a predicted model, not a curated record.
AUGAGGGAAGGUCAUACAGAGAAGCCUUCUAAAUGUAAGAAAUGUGGAAAUAUCUUCAGUCAAAAGUAAAUCCUCGUGUAUCAAGAAAUUCAUACUGGAGAGAAACCUUGUGAAUGUGGGAAAGCUUCCAUUCAGAUGUCACACCUCAGUCAGCAGAGAAUUUAUAGUGGGGAAAGCCCCUUUGCCUGUAAGGUAUGUGGGAAAGUCUUCAGCCACUGUAAUGAGUGUGGAACAGCUUUUGGCCAGAAGAAGUACCUCAUAAAGCAUCAAAACAUUCACACUGGAGAGAAACCCUAUGAAUGUAAUGAAUGUGGAAAAGCCUUCUCUCAACGAACAUCACUUAUUGUGCAUGUGAGAAUUCAUUCAGGUGAUAAACCUUAUGAAUGCAAUGUAUGUGGAAAAGCCUUCUCUCAGAGUUCAUCUCUCACUGUACAUGUAAGAAGCCAUACAGGUGAGAAACCUUACGGAUGUAAUGAAUGUGGAAAAGCUUUCUCUCAAUUCUCAACCCUAGCUCUGCAUUUGAGAAUACAUACAGGUAAGAAACCUUACCAAUGCAGUGAAUGUGGGAAAGCUUUCAGCCAGAAAUCACACCAUAUUAGACAUCAGAAAAUUCAUACUCAUUAAAAAUCCUAUGAAUAUCUUCAAGAUGGGAAUGCAUCAAAAAUUUAUAUAUCAUAAAGUCAUUCUGAGGCAGUGUAUCACAAAUGAAGGGAACAACUUUGAGGACACUGAAAAUUCAUAUUGAAGAGGAAGACAUUUGUAUGAUAAACAGA